This is a messenger RNA of Oncorhynchus tshawytscha (Chinook salmon), 2454 nucleotides long. RefSeq names its product connector enhancer of kinase suppressor of ras 3. NCBI's taxonomy places the organism in Eukaryota, Metazoa, Chordata, Actinopteri, Salmoniformes, Salmonidae. Gene Ontology annotation, molecular function: protein binding. Gene Ontology annotation, biological process: regulation of signal transduction. The transcript has 13 exons. The coding region runs from base 203 to 1885 and encodes 560 amino acids. Gene Ontology annotation, cellular component: cytoplasm; membrane. The record is from RefSeq and is a predicted model, not a curated record.
CUUGUUGUUUCCCCACAUGCGAUCGGUCUGUCAUCCGGGCUGUAGCGGGAGAGGCGUGCGUGAUAGGACUAUGUUCAUGUCAUUUCGUCGUAGUUACAUGUCUAUUAUGCCUACUAUGUGGAAUUACUGAUUUUUCAUCUAAGCUAACCUAAAAGACAAAGAAAAAAAAGCCGGUUCAAUUUUUGAGAGCACCAUUUCAAAGAUGGAUCCCAUAACAAAGUGGACUUCUAAACAAGUUGUAGAUUGGAUAAGAGGCCUGGAUGACAGCCUACAGCAGUAUGUCCCGUACUUUGAGCGUGAGAAGAUUGACGGGGAGCAGCUGUUGAAGAUCUCCCACCAGGACCUGCUAGAACUGGGUUUGACCAGGAUUGGACACCAGGAACUGUUGCUGGAGGCAGUCGACCUGCUCUGUGCUCUGAACUAUGGGGUGGAGACAGACAACCUGAAGACUCUGGUAGGACGUAUGAGAGCCGCGUCCAACAACCUCCACAACUCAGCGUCGGAGCGCAGAAAGAACCCGUCGUACGAGGCCAAGAAGUCCCACAAACCCCCCAAUGACUUCCUCACUGCUGUCGUGGAGCUCAUUGGAGCAGCCAAGAGUCUACUGGCCUGGUUGGACAGGACUUCUCUGGCGGGGAUCAGUGACUUCACCUGCACUAAGAACAGGAUCAUUCAGCUGUGUCUGGAACUCACCUCCACUGUUCAGAAGGACUGCACAGUUUAUGACAUGGAGGAGAAGAUUCUGGAAGUGUCUGUGGCUCUGAACGUGAUCAGUGAGCAGACGAUGAGGACGACCUCUGACCCCCAGAAGAGUCAGAUGGCCUGUCUGGAGGAGGUCCAUAUCACGAACAUCAGACCUAGGGAUGGACUGGGGUUGUAUAUCAAAUCCACCUACGACGGGCUUCACAUCAUCACUGGAACCACAGAACAUUCUCCAGCAGACAGAACACACAGGAUCCACGCAGGAGACGAGGUCGUCCAGGUCAACAAGCAGACAGUGGUGGGCUGGCAGCUGGACAACCUGGUGGGUAAGCUGAAGGCGGACCCAGCAGGCGUUACUCUGGUGGUGAAGAAGAGGCCCUCGGGUACCUUUAGCUUCACCCCGGCCCCCCUGAAAAACAUGCGCUGGAGGCCCCUUCUGGUGCAGAGCGCCCUGACUAUGCCUAAGAUCCAGUCUCCAAAACAUGCCAGUGAAGCCCGCAUGAAAAAAGAAAAGCCAGCCAUUCUGGACCUAUUUAUUCCUCCUCCCCCCACUGUACCCUAUACCCCACGAGAUGAGAAGCCUACAGCCAGUGUCAAACUGAGACCGAAGGGUUCACAGUCUCCAAACUCCUUCCUGGAUGAGGGCAGACGGCGCUUCACCAUUGCAGACUAUGACAACAAGAUCAGAGUCUGCCCCCCUCGUGAGCCCAACCUACAACCAGCCCAACCAGCCCCAGUAGCCCGCCUGAGACAACGGACAUCCAGACGGGGUAAACCACGGCCCCUGUCCAUGCCUGUGGACUCGUGUUUGGGCAUGUCUGAUUCAUCCUCCAGACCCUGGCCCCAAGGGAGAAAAGGAGAGGACAUCCUGCACAGAUACCUGAGUAACGAGCGCAUCGCCACCAUCUCUGAGGAGGCCUCGUUCUUCCCCCUACCCUACAGACCCCUGGAGGGUCGAUCUGGCCAGCUGGUCCGUGGCGUCGACCACAUCCGGGGCUCCCAGUGCUUCAUAAAUGCUGACCUGCACAACAGCGCCACCAUCCCCUACCAGGAGGCAUCGUCGAAAAAGGUCCCGGCUACAAUUAUGACCCCUAGUGCUGCUGCUACUCCCAAACGCCCUCCGUCUGAACCCUCUUCGAUCCUGGGGGGCUGGCUAGCCCGCCUCAGGCUGUUGAGUCAUUGACGAGUGCCUCGACCUUGUGGACAGUGGAACGUGUGUCGCCCCCACUGCCUUUACCUUGCUAUAAUCUAACAGUGGUAUGGUUUCUCCACUCAGUAUUCUGACUAACACCUACCAUACCUGGAACGUUCUGUUGGAACUUGGAACACGAAAACAGCUUUUGGAAGCUUUGCUUCAUUUCAACGCCACAUAGCCUAGGGGUAGACCAUUUGGUUGGAUCUCUCGCUACAUUUCAACUCCUUGGCGUGACAGACCUGGUUUAGAUUCAAUAUGCUGACAGAUUCAGAAUGUUACGUGGAGGAGUUGGAGAAAAUGACAAGAAGGUUUCUGUUUCUGCUCAUUUUCCUAAUCAAGAGAAGGACUAUCAUUCAGGUUUAGGGAACAUUAGCCUUGCUUCUGUAGUUGAACUGUCCUAUGUGUAAAUUGUUAAGUUAUUUAGUUUGUGUCUGUACAGAUUUCUUGUACAUACGGCUAAAAUCAAUUUAAGAAGUUGAUUUGAUUUUUGUACCGUUUUAUUUUGUAUUUCAUUUCAUGAGUUGAUAUAUAGAUAUAAUUAAACGCCUAUCAUUUUA